Messenger RNA from Trametes versicolor FP-101664 SS1, 1083 nucleotides. RefSeq lists its product as uncharacterized. The coding region runs from base 1 to 1083 and encodes 360 amino acids. Lineage: Eukaryota; Fungi; Basidiomycota; Agaricomycetes; Polyporales; Polyporaceae. The transcript has 6 exons. The record is from RefSeq and is a predicted model, not a curated record.
AUGGAUAGUUCCUCUUACAAGAACAAUACCAUCACCCACGUGUCUCAGACACCGGCCGUGAAUGCCGUCUCCUCGUCUAAGAAGACUCUUGCUGGUGUCUCACCCGGGGAGAAUUGUGACGCAGACACCGAUGUCAACCCCAGGAAGCCGUUAACAGCCAUACUCGUAAGCGGGAUGGUCCCCAGUGGUGUCGACACAGACUAUCAAGCCGUGCUGGACCUCUACAGCGCAAUUGAGGAGCAACGUAUUGAGUUCUGGGGCAAACUCCACUUGCCAAAGACGGAUCAGAAACGCUGGGCCAGAGAGCUGUUGCGCCUCACCGCAAGACUCUCUGCGACUUCUCUCAGUAACGUGCGUGGGCAACUGCAGGCUGCAGUUGCGAAGGCCUACGAUCUCGACCCGGAGUUCGCUCUUCUGGGACAACUGGACACAAUCAUUCAAUCCCUCUCUGACAAUCACUACGUUCAUGCUGAGUUGAUAAACUUGUUCAGACAAGUCUUCCGAGGCCUCCUACCCAUGGAGGAAGGAGAUUUGUGGCAUGCUAAGCUGGAGUUGCUUCGCGACGACAUCGAUCGGUGCAGGGCUGAAGGAGAGCGAGCCCGAUCCGAACUCCUUCAGCUACAGCCGUUGCUUCACUUCCUGAACCUUUCGCAGGUUGAGUUGGAGAAGGCCUUUAGGUCGCUUCCCGGGUAUCGUUCCAACGGCCGUCUGACCAGAGCCUCCAAGACCCUCGCGAGUGUCGCAUACGAAUGCAAGAUCUUGCAACGUCGCGCGGCCACGGGCCUACGCGAGAAGCUUCUCAAGAAGGGUACCGAUUGCGCGUCCCUCUGUGAUGACAUGUGGAUCCAGUCAGACAUACAAAGUCGCGCGUUUGAGAUAAUCCAGGCGGAGGUCGAAGCUGCGCGACGUGGCCCCGAUGAUAUACGAACACCUCUUGGCGUAUUCAGCAUCUCCGACGUGAUCCGUGCGCCGAGCACGUACCAAUCACUUCAAGACACGAUAGAUCUACUUCACAAGCGCCAGAUCGAUCUACUUAUCAAAAGGAAGAGAGCGAGCAUCGACAUCGUUGACGCGCUGAUGUGA